AUGACUUCCACCAUCGGUAUCCCAAUCAAGCUCCUCAAUGAGGCAGAGGGCCACAUUGUUACCCUCGAAAUCACCUCCGGCCAGACCUACCGCGGCAAGCUCCUCGAAGGCAAGUACAAACCAUCCCCCCCUCGCUGGACCUUUGCUCAAUAUUCUUGGGAGUUCAAAAUUGCUGAUCUGCUCAAGGACAUCACCGUCACCGCCCGCGACGGCCGCGUCUCCCACCUCGACCAGGUCUACAUCCGGGGCUCCCACGUCCGCUUCUUCAUCGUUCCCGACAUGCUGCGUAAUGCGCCCAUGUUCCGAAGCCGCAACGUCCGCGGGCGUGGUGUCGGUCUGGCCAGAGGUCGCGCCACUGUCAGCCGUGCUCGCGCCGGUGGCAGAGGCGGUCGGUAA
Messenger RNA from Clonostachys byssicola, 396 nucleotides. The record is from the annotation of a GenBank genome assembly. NCBI's taxonomy places the organism in Eukaryota, Fungi, Ascomycota, Sordariomycetes, Hypocreales, Bionectriaceae.